CAGUAUUACAGAAAAAGACUCCUACCAAAAACACACCUCCUCUCUCAUUCACACAAGUCUCAUGCCAGAGCAAAAAUAUUGAUUGCUGAAAAAGACUCCUACCAACAAUACUUUCCCAGCUUCCUUAAACCAAAAUCUCUCUCUCCCUCUCCCUCUCCCUCUCCCUCUCUCUCUCUAAAGGCAAUAGUAAAAGAACUCUCUCUAUAUCUCCCUCCCUCCCUCCCUCCAAUGUCUUCCAGCAAAAAGCCCAAGCUUAUCAAAACCCUACUCACAUCCAAUAUUGCAGGUUGUGGCUGUGGCAAGCCAAAGCUCUCAGAUGUAUAUGAGCCAACUCCAAAACCCAAAUCCCAAAUCCCCCAAAACCCAACUCUCCAACGACGUUCUUCUUCAAGCUCUUGUGACAAAAAUGGCAGUUUCACUGUUGAUGACGACGAUGAUAACGACCAGUGCACCUCCACCACCAUCUCCUUCAACAAUAACUCCUCCUCACACCCGUCUGAUUCAUCAGAAAGUACAAAUCCAAAGAACACCAAGUUCCCAAGCCCCAAGUGGACGAAGAUCGACGACAGCAUUGCUGUGGUGAAGGAAUCCGACGAUCCCUACCAAGACUUCAGGCAGUCUAUGCUGCAGAUGAUCGUAGAGAAGCAGAUUUAUUCAAAGGAGGAUCUGCAGGAGCUGCUCAGCUGCUUCCUUGAACUCAACUCUGCAUCCCACCAUGAUGUUAUCAUCCAAGUUUUUACACAAAUCUGGAAUGAUCUGAUCAGAGAAAGUAAGAAACCGAUCAUGUGAAUCCCAGCGGUGACACGUGUCAUGGUCAUGUGAGGCAUUGAAUUGAUGGGCAAGUCGGAGGGGUUGGGAAAAUUCAUUAGCCAUAAAUUCAUGGGGUUGGUACUCAAGAUUAAAGCACAUGCAGAGAGAUAUUGUGUUUUCCUAUUUGGUGGGUUGGUGUGUAUGGUGGGAGAAAAACUUACACGAAAUGGGGGUGUCACUGCGGUGAUAUUUCAGGCCUAGCACCUAUUAUCAUGUAUUUUAAUUUUCCGACAUGCUUGAAAUAUCGCUAAAGUGACAUUCCCUUUACAUGUAAAUUCUUCUAGUAUGGUGGAUAGAUAGGAAAUUUUAAAUAGCUUAGAAUUUUUUUAUAUAAGAAAAUG
Molecule: messenger RNA, 1151 nt
Organism: Prunus avium (sweet cherry)
Lineage: Eukaryota; Viridiplantae; Streptophyta; Magnoliopsida; Rosales; Rosaceae
Biological process (GO): negative regulation of DNA-templated transcription
Source: RefSeq, a predicted model, not a curated record